Messenger RNA from Mesorhabditis belari, 231 nucleotides. NCBI's taxonomy places the organism in Eukaryota, Metazoa, Nematoda, Chromadorea, Rhabditida, Rhabditidae. The record is from the annotation of a GenBank genome assembly.
AUGACUUUUAACACUGCAAAGAAAUCAAAUUCAUCGCUUCUGUCGGAUGAUGUCUCCUCUCAGGCACAACUCAUUCAUUCAAAAAUCGUCUCAAAUAAUUGGCUGCCAUUUCUCUGGACAAAAGAGGACGCUCAACAAGCGCUUUACAUUUUUCACAACAAAAUUCGGCCAAUCAUCUAUUUAACUCCGGAUCAAUCGCCCAAAAACGACCAAGACGACGAGUUGAUUAAC